Bradysia coprophila is the source of this 2186-nucleotide messenger RNA. It is a transcript of the gene mre11, whose product is annotated as double strand break repair nuclease mre11. The record is from RefSeq and is a predicted model, not a curated record. Gene Ontology annotation, biological process: mitochondrial double-strand break repair via homologous recombination; telomere maintenance; double-strand break repair via nonhomologous end joining. Gene Ontology annotation, molecular function: manganese ion binding; 3'-5'-DNA exonuclease activity; single-stranded DNA endonuclease activity. NCBI's taxonomy places the organism in Eukaryota, Metazoa, Arthropoda, Insecta, Diptera, Sciaridae. Gene Ontology annotation, cellular component: nucleus; site of double-strand break; Mre11 complex.
UUCAAAAUUAUGUGACUUUUGGCUAACAUCAGCAUGAUAUCAAGCGAAAUAGUAAGAAGAAGAAGAAACGUAAAUUAUACGAGUUCGUUCGACGAUUGUUUAUUUGCCGGUUAUUUCGUUGAUGUCCUUGGUUUUGUUGUGAAAUUCAUUAAAAUUUUGUAAAAAUGUCGUCUGCGAGUCCGAAUAUCCAGGAUGAAGACAUGUUCAAAAUUCUUGUUGCAACCGACAUUCAUUUGGGUGUUCAUGAGAAAGAUCCAGUGCGAGGCAAUGACUCCUUCAUCGCUUUCGAAGAAAUACUUCAACAUGCCGUUCAGAAUGAUGUUGACUUCAUACUACUUGCCGGAGAUCUGUUUCACAUUGCCAAUCCAUCGACGAACACUCUACAGAAGUGUAUGCAGCUACUGAGAACGUAUACGCUCGGCGACAAGCAAAUUCCAUUUGAAAUCAAAAGUGACCAGGCUGUAAAUUUCACUUCGAUCAACCACAGUGUCAAUUAUGAGGAUCCAGAUAUGAACAUCAAGUACCCAGUUUUCUCCAUUCACGGGAACCACGACGAUCCGAGUGGUUUCGGUCGACUCAGUUCAUUGGAUUUGCUAGCAACAAGUGGUUUGGUCAAUUACUUUGGCAAAUGGACUGACUUGACUCAAGUGCAAAUUGACCCCAUAUUGAUCAAAAAGGGUGAAACGCAGCUGGCAUUAUACGGUCUCAGUCACAUACACGACAAUCGUCUAGCAAGACUUUUCCUUGAUAACAAAGUAGUCUUGGAAGCACCAGACGAAUCCAGCGGCCAAUGGUUCAAUUUACUCGUACUGCAUCAAAAUCGAGCGGAUCGUGGACUGAAAAAUUUCUUACCGGAAAAUCAGUUGCCGGAAUUUCUGCAUUUAGUGGUUUGGGGUCAUGAGCACGAUUGCCGAAUUUUCCCGGAGGCAAAUGGAAACAAAGGCUUUUACGUAUCGCAACCGGGAUCGUCCGUUGCCACAUCAUUAUCGGAAGGCGAAGCGAUUGACAAACACGUUGGACUGUUGCUGAUUCACGGAACACAGUUUCGAAUGGAACCGAUUAAACUGAAGUCGGUGCGGCCAUUCGUCUUUGACUCCAUUCAUCUGGCCGAGGUGGAGGAAGAGCUUGGAUUCAACGAAGGCAAUACGGUCGAUAAGGUUCAGGAUUAUGUGGCGGAGAAAGUUAAAGAUAUGUUGCUGGUGGCAAAAAGCAAAGAGUCCGAUCAUCCCAAUCAACCGAAAGAACCUCUUAUUCGUUUACGGGUAUUCUAUUCGGGCGAGGAUCAGGUAUUCAACGCUAUCAGAUUCGGGCAGCAGUACAACCAAAAGGUUGCAAAUCCGCUGGAUAUGAUUUUCCUCAAACGAGCCAUUUCCAAACAAAAGUUCGAUUUAAAACCGUUGGACUCAACCGCUAUGAACAGGGCCGCACACGUCGAAGAAGAUGAACAAAAUCGAGUCGAAGAUAUUGUCGAAAAAUACUUUGAAGAAGCUGACCCUUCCAAAGUGUUGCAAGUUGUGCCAACGAAAGCAUUUUCCGAGCUAUGCCGUCGUCUUGUAUUAAAUGAUGAUGACGAUGCCGCGGAGAGAAUAAUUAGUUUCUACAGCGACAAAGCUUGUGACUAUCUCAAUGAAAACAUGCCAGCUGAAGAUAGUGUCGACGAUGCGUUGAAUGAAUUUCGAAGCGGUGGAGAUAUGCUACAAGCAAUGUUAAAUAUGCUUGAUACAAGAGGUGUGAAAAAGAGAUCCGUCACGUCGAUUGAUACUGCAAGUGCGGCAAACAGUAACGAUUCGGUGACCUCAAGCUCAAAUAAUCUAUUUUCAUCACCAAUGAAGGCUCCGGCGACAACAGCUACUCGUGGUAGAGGUAGAGGAAGGGGCGCCCGAGGCGGCGCAGCAUCAUCAUCGAAAAAUGAUUCCAGCACAACCAAAACCACUGCAAGAGCAAGUAGAGCGACAAAAACACCAGCGCAGCCAUCAGUUGCCGCUAUGUUCUCAACGAGCACCGUAAACACGUCUCAAGGAACAUCAACAAGAACGAGUCAACGGCCUGCUCGUCGAGGAAAUUUUACACAGUAUAUAGAGGACUCGGACUCUGAAUAGAAUUUAAGCGAAAUUUCGAAACACCGGCUGUUGUGGUACCACAUAUAUUCAUUUUGUACGUCAGUAAUAAACGUUAAGUUUUGUUAA